Messenger RNA from Perkinsus marinus ATCC 50983, 996 nucleotides. RefSeq lists its product as hypothetical. The transcript has 4 exons. NCBI's taxonomy places the organism in Eukaryota, Perkinsozoa, Perkinsida, Perkinsidae. The record is from RefSeq and is a predicted model, not a curated record. The coding region runs from base 1 to 438 and encodes 145 amino acids.
AUGCCUCCCGAGGGAGGGGUUUUCGAAGUGUACCAAGAAAUGUUAUCUGAAGUCGCUGGUAAGCGAGUUUCGAAGUUUGGUAGGGAAGCUAACAAUUACGAGCAUGUACUGCAUGUUCUGGAGGCGAGAACUCUACGCUUUUGCCUUCUCAUUGGCUGUGCCGUCGUUCUCGUCGGUGAAAUGCGCUCCCUUCAUCGUCGCCUCGCAUUGUGUCUCUUCGCCACACUAUUCGUUGCCUCUGCCUUGCCGUAUUCUGCUGGCAAUAGUCGAAGACCAUCUGCAGUGAUGGGAGUUGGAUACCCGAAUGCUGAGGCUCAAAUUGACCAGCUGGUCUCGUCCCUGGGCUCGCUGAAAGCGUCAACGAGAGGAGAUAGGAAGAGUCCAAGUGUCGAUGAGGUUCUGAAGGCCAUCGAGAUGGGCACGAGUGUUGGGCGUUAGUCGCCAUCCUGGAGUUAUUUUGCGUUACGCUACUUUGUCUAUUUCCGUUCAAUCACUUCGACUGAUACUGUUCUGCCCAGUUUCGUUUAUACCGGAUCAUUGUGACUGCUGUUGCUGCUAUUGUUGUUGUAUGAUCUGAAAGUAGUCACUGUUGUUUCCGUCGGUUGAUAUAAGUUUUGGGAAGAGGGGAAACUGUUGUAGGUAUUAGUCGUAGAAAAACACCUUCCAUCUUCUAGAAUUCGACAUGUACCCGUUUUGCAAGCGUAGCAAAGCUCGCUCGAAGUCGGGUUACCGCCACGUAUAAGUGACAUCACUAUCGUUUGGGCGAUAUUCAGCUUCCAUCUGUGGACUUGCUGUUUAUCCGUUAGUCUCCGUAUGCCCAUUGAAUUUUCAAUAAACUAAUAUUGUUCAAUGGUUUGUAUUAUCUCUGAAGAUAUAGUGUUCGUUGUCCGUAGAUCACGCAAGAUGCUGUUCCGGAUGCUGUCCAUUAGAUCGAUCUUCGCUGAUGAGAUAUACCCACUGAACUGAUAAUUCCCCAUACGCUGUUAUUUGGGUGGA